Molecule: messenger RNA, 1677 nt
Organism: Odontomachus brunneus
Lineage: Eukaryota; Metazoa; Arthropoda; Insecta; Hymenoptera; Formicidae
Exons: 6
Coding region: 553-1602 (349 amino acids)
Source: RefSeq, a predicted model, not a curated record
AAUUAUUCAUAUUUAAUAGCUACGUGUGUGUGGGCUGACUGUAAAAUCAUAUUUCAACGAACACUUUCAAAGAUAUGUAAGUUUACGCCAAUGUGUAAACACAAAGGAAACGGAAAAGUUUCAAAGCGUGAUAUAUCGAAGGUUCUAGAUAUUUUGGUAAUCAUAGGGCGUCGAGAGUUGUAGCUUAUAAGUCGAUCUUGUAACUUUCAACGACAGAAUUGUUUAUUGUUGCUUUGUGCAGUUGUGACGUAUGAACGUUAAAAGUCGAGAAGUUUCUAAGACGAUUCGAAUUCCGUUGCUAUCGCUGAUGAAACGUGUUACAUUUUCCUUCAAGAAGCGGCUGGUGAUAAAAUAAUCUCAGAAUAAUAAUACAAAUUCAACAACGAUCUCUUCGUCACCACGGCGGAAUCAUCGAGAAGAUAGAAAAUAUUGGUGAGCACACGGCGUAUACGAAACCGAUCACGGCGCGUACGAUUUUGUGUCGAAGGAUAGAAUUCCACCUCUUGCUUAAAAGAAGAAGCUGUUUACAUAACUCUUUCUGAAAUCGCAAUUAUGAAGGCGGCCAUGUCAUAUAUGAAUCGAACUGCAUUGAAUACAAUGUUUCUUAUCGCAUCGGAUUCCUUUGUACCAAAGUUACAUGAGUCCAUAAGAUCUAUUGAAGUACUAGAACCAGCAUCUGUCAAUCAUGAAGACGUCAAAUGUGAAACAUCAACACACAAUUCUCAAGAUGUGACAGAGCAAACAUCAACUCUUCCAAGUGUCUCUCAGGAUGUCAAAUUGAUACCUGAUCAAAUUGAUGUUUUGAUGUCACUUCAUAAUUCGCCGAACAAAUAUUUGAUUGUGGAAGACGUGCAAAAGAACGCAGAACGUUACAUAAACAAUACAAAUAACAAAUUCAGCAGUCUAGAUUUGCAUCUGCAGUCUAGAAUGCUGCAUACUGAGUCCAACAAAUUCGCUACUUACCAGGAAGAAGUGCCUGUAGAGAUAACAGAAAAGGGAAAGAAAAAAGAAAAUACAGAGAUUGAAUACUUUUGUAAAUUACCACUUUCUCAGAUAGAAUCUAAAACUGAAGAAACUAUUUAUCACCUCAAGCCGUUGUUUAAAUGUCUGGUUUGCCAUAAAAUACUGAAAGCUAGCUUCAACAUCGAGAAUACAAAAAUAUUGAUGAUUGAUGAAGUAAAGAACGAUUACUUGGUACCGUAUCAACAAAAAGGUAUUAUGGGUUUAGUGCACCUCGAGUGUAAGCCGCAGAACCUGAGCUGCAAUGAUGAAAAUAAUCGCUAUCGCUGUGGUUUAUUAUUCGAGAAACAACUGAAGAAUGUAAUAAGCAUGCAGCAUCAGCUCUAUAUGCUGAUAAUCACACUGGCAUUAAUACUAUCCCCGAUAUUUCUGAGUUUCCUAGCUUUCAGUUUGUCAAAUAGUGGAGUUUCUAACCGCGGGAUAUCGAUCAUUAGCCUAUAUUGCAUAUUAUUUAUAGGCUUAGUUAUAAAUGAAUUAUUCAGAUACUAUAAGAAAAUCAAUGAAUUUGUUAAAACAACGUAUCUAAUAGUAUGGAAGGUUCAGUCCAAUUCUUUUCCUAUUAAAAAUUUUCAGACAAAAUAAGCUCGAUAGUGAUACAUGCUGAAAAAGUUAGUGAUAUAUAUAUAUAUAUAUAUAUAUAUAUAUAUAUAUAUAUAU